CUGCGCGGGACCCGAGCCGCGGCUCCCCGCUCGCCCCCUCGGCCCUUCCUGGGUCUGGGCCGCGGGCGGCGCGGCGGGCUGGGCCGAGUCGGGCGCGGGAGCCGCUGUCUCCUGCGGGAAAGGAGGCUGGCUCUUUGGGCGACCUCCGAUGCUUCCCUCCCGCCGGGGUGGCGUAAGCCUGUUACCCAGGUAGACUGGGGGACGCUGGAAUAUGGCGCGCUGCCCACCUUCUUGCAAGUUAGGAGGCGGCCCGAGCGGCAGCGGCGGCAGUUCGAGGAGGAGGGCGCAAAGUCCUUUUGUACGCAGAAAUAAGGAGCGACAUUGUGUUUUCUUCCACGGCUGAGAUGCUGCGGGUGGAGGAGCCUCGGUUCUUUCUGUGCCUGGGAUGGUGGUCCCCUGGGUGAGGGAGAGGGGGAGUGGCGCGACCCUCAGGAGGAACCGAACCUUUGCCACUGGAAAGACAGGGGCUCUGGAUGGCCUUGGACAUGGUUAUUAUACCACAUCCUCAGACUUUCGGGGACUCAAGGGUUUGUCCCUGCAUGGUACCCUCUUCACUGUGCAGUGAUGUCCACCGUUUCUCUCACCUGUUGUGCGCCGUUGCUGGUCCCAAAGUUUCUACAGUGCAUCUAUCUGACUGUGCUUAUCGGAACUUGAAAAUCUUAAUAUUCUUAGGGCUUCCAGUGGUGCUGCAGCCAGUUGGAGGAGCUGUUGUUUGGUCUCCAUCCCUUCCUUUAAAGCAUUUAGAGCUGAAUAUAUUAAUUGCUUACUUUAGAGCUGGUGUCGAUUGUGCUGAAGUCUUUUCUGUGGUCAGAGCAAAAUGCACAUUUUCUUAGUGUGUAGAGACAAUGUAGGGAAACUCGUAGACUGAAAGGUGGUGUGAGUGAACCUGUCAUCAGCUUUGUCCCAGGACAUUAUCUGCGGUCACAGUGAUCCUUUUCCCAUUCCAUCUCUGCCCAACCUUUAAAAAAAUUUCCUUUCCUUUGGCUGUGAACAGUAAGUUAUUGGGCUGUUCUUCAUUCAAGGGAAAAGGGAGGGAGGAUCUUGGAGAUGCUGGUUUUCUGUGUGUGUGUGUGUGUGUGUGUGUGUUAUUCAGUAGUGACCUGACUCCCUAAAAUUGUGUUUGAAUGUUCUUGACAUGUUAUCCUGUAAGGUAGUGAAAAUGUAACUGGUUCUGUUUGCCCAUCUGUGUGUAAUCUCCUUAUUUUACUGAGUGCAAAAGCAAACAAAAUAUCACAUGUAAUGUGUGCUUAUUCUUAACUUAGUUCCUAAAUUGUGUGCAGAAUUUUUGUGUCAAGGGACUUUUUUCCCCUCCAUCUGACAGAAUCUUUAUUUAGAGUCCUUUGGUCACAUCACACCUGACUUCCCCCACCCCCAUCUCAAAGUUAGUUCAUAUGAGAGAAAACGACUGUUUGCUAGUAGUGGUCAUAUUCUCACUUAGGGAGAAAAAAUGUCUCUCAUUGCCCAAGCCAGGAGUGUUCUUGGAAUAGUUUUCUUACCAGGUUUUGCGGAAAUUUAACUUCUGGACUUAGGGAUAGGUAAGGUGCCUUGUUCAGAUAUAGAAGGGAUUAAAGGAGAAAGAAUUUCAGGUUUCCCUCCCAAUUCAUGUAUAUUCCAAAUGGAACCCAAAAUUGGAGAGUUUUUUAAAUUUAAUCACAAUUAGUCAUCCAUCUCUAAUUCUACUAGGGAGCUGAAGACCCAUGAUUUAAAUACCUGAAUUUGCAUUGCCUGUAGGUUCAGCCAGACUCUUGGGUUGUCUUCAAAAAGUAUUUUAUGUGAAAGUCAAGUGGGUGACUGUUUUUAAGGGAAAUUGAAGCUCCUUGGGGGUCUGGGAUUAAUUUUUUUAUACCUCUUCUAAUAAGUAAUAAGACAUUCAGUAAAUGUUUUUUGGGGAAUAAUAAUGAUGAACAGUAAUUACUGAAAUUAACAAUUUUUUCACAAGUAUUUGAAAAGGCACGCUGAUAUUUUGGUUUCUGGAAGGACUGUGAACUGUCAGCCUUUAGAAGCACAUCCUCCAGUCCCCUGGAGAGCAGGAAGCUAUUGCAUACUUCAACAUCUCUUGUAUCUUUAGUAGAUCUUCAUGGAGGAACACGGAGUGACUCAAACCGAACACAUGGCUACGAUAGAAGCCCACGCAGUGGCCCAACAAGUACAGCAGGUCCAUGUGGCCACUUACACUGAACACAGUAUGCUGAGUGCUGAUGAAGAGUCGCCUUCUUCUCAAGAAGACACCUCUUAUGAUGAUUCAGACAUACUCAACUCCACAGCAGCUGAUGAGGUAACAGCCCAUCUGGCUGCUGCAGGUCCUGUGGGAAUGGCUGCUGCUGCUGCUGUGGCAACAGGAAAGAAACGGAAACGGCCUCAUGUAUUUGAGUCUAAUCCAUCUAUCCGGAAGAGACAGCAAACACGUUUGCUUCGAAAACUUCGAGCCACAUUAGAUGAAUAUACUACUCGAGUGGGACAGCAAGCUAUUGUCCUCUGUAUCUCGCCCUCCAAACCCAAUCCUGUCUUUAAAGUAUUCGGUGCAGCACCUUUGGAGAAUGUGGUGCGUAAGUACAAGAGCAUGAUCCUGGAAGACCUGGAGUCUGCCCUGGCAGAACACGCCCCCGUGCCACAGGAGGUUAACUCAGAGCUGCCACCUCUCACCAUUGACGGAAUUCCUGUCUCUGUGGACAAAAUGACCCAGGCCCAGCUUCGGGCAUUUAUUCCGGAGAUGCUCAAGUACUCCACCGGUCGGGGGAAACCAGGCUGGGGCAAAGAAAGCUGCAAGCCCAUCUGGUGGCCUGAAGAUAUCCCGUGGGCAAACGUCCGAAGCGAUGUUCGCACAGAAGAGCAAAAGCAGAGGGUUUCAUGGACCCAAGCACUACGGACCAUAGUUAAAAACUGUUACAAACAGCAUGGGCGAGAGGACCUUCUGUACGCGUUUGAGGAUCAGCAAACGCAAACACAGGCCACCACCACACACAGUAUAGCCCACCUUGUCCCGUCACAGACCGUAGUCCAGACCUUUAGCAACCCCGACGGCACUGUCUCACUCAUCCAGGUUGGUACAGGGGCAACGGUAGCCACAUUGGCUGACGCUUCAGAACUGCCAACCACAGUCACGGUUGCACAAGUGAAUUACUCUGCUGUGGCAGAUGGCGAGGUAGAACAAAAUUGGGCCACGUUACAAGGAGGCGAGAUGACCAUCCAGACGACGCAAGCGUCCGAGGCCACCCAGGCAGUGGCAUCGCUGGCAGAGGCCGCAGUGGCAGCUUCUCAGGAGAUGCAGCAGGGAGCGACGGUCACCAUGGCGCUCAACAGCGAAGCUGCCGCCCAUGCUGUCGCCACACUGGCCGAAGCCACCUUGCAAGGCGGGGGGCAGAUCGUCCUGUCUGGGGAAACCGCAGCAGCCGUUGGAGCACUUACUGGAGUCCAAGAUGCUAAUGGACUGGUCCAGAUCCCCGUGAGCAUGUACCAGACCGUGGUAACCAGCCUCGCCCAAGGCAACGGGCCGGUGCAGGUGGCCAUGGCCCCUGUGGCCACCAGGAUAUCAGACAGCACGGUCACCAUGGACGGCCAGGCUGUGGAGGUGGUGACGUUGGAACAGUGAUAUGCGGCCACAUCGUGGCCUCGUUUUCUAGUCUACUUCAGAAAUUUUUACACGUUUGCAGAGGUGCAAUCAAAUGGAAUGAAGUCUCUCGACUUUAGAAGAAAGUAUUGUUAACCCUUUUUUAAAAAGGAAGAAAGCAGAUUUUGGAAUUGCAUUUUUUAAAGCACCACUCUUGAUUUCCUGGGACCGGUGGAGUGAGAUACUGCGUGGUCAAUUUCACUGUCCCGAAAAAGCCAAAUUGUGGCAGGACUUCUUUCUGCGAAAAAUGUGUAUACUUAAUGUGUGUGUAUGUGUGAGUGUGAAUAUAUGUAUAUGUGUACAUACGGAGAUACACAUUUACAUAUAUAUAUAAAAUAUAUAUAUGGGUGUAUAUAUAUAUAUAUAUAUAUAUGUAUAUGUAUAUGUAUGAAACCCGCAUGGAAUUAUCUGUAUGAAAUUAAGGUGCGCUGUGGAAAAAAUAAUUCACCCAGUUUAGUGGGUGUAGGGUACGUGGCCAGACACAGUCACCUGAUUUUUGUUCAUACCAGGGUCAUGCGUUGAGCUACUGACAAACUCAGGUGGAGGUGACCGUGGCCUUCACCAAAGCUGCCUCCAAGUGGCCACCCAGAACUCUCCCUGCUGGACCCACCCGAGGAAGGACGUUCCAGAAUGGGCAGGGUCCAGCAGCUGUGCUCGUAAGGUCCAGGGGCCUCGUGGUCUGGCAGCUGAGACGCUCCUCGGGCUGGCCCAGGUGCUGACCUUGCCGCAGGCGGGUGGAUGUCCUUACGGCUCCCAGGCAGGGCCAGGAGGGUUUUCUCAGCCUCCCUUCUCCUCCCCUUCCCAGGAAACCUUCUCGAUCUCAUGACUGUUAAAACACGGCUUUGGUUUUAAGGUCAGUCCUCAAUUGGUCAUAUAUAUGAACUGAAAGUAACAGAAGUAUUAAGGGUUUGAGGAGUGUGUGCGCUGUGUGCUUGCGGGGAGAGAGCGGGAGGGGGCGGGAGGGGGAAGGAAGGAGGGAGAGAAAGACCUUCAAAGACCAGGGUACACCAGAGGGGGCAAUUUUCUCCUUCCUGUAACUUUCUGUAGCUUUACAGAGAGGAGACUGGAACUGACAGGGCACCUGGCUCGGAAGGUGGGCCAUCACCCUGGGGUCGAGGGGGCACAAGAAGAGAACAGGGCGGAGGGCGUUUCCUGGGCUCCAGGAUCCGGCCCUUUCGGAAGGGACCCUGCCGUUUUCCCAGGCGCAUCCUGGUGGGGCCCAGGCCUGCACAGCCGCUGCCUCGCGGUGCCGAUCGGUCUGGGCAUUCCGUGAACUAGUAGUCUGUGAGUUCUCAGCUGCCGCUCUGGGUCCCCGGUGGCUGAGGCCACCCGGCUUCCCAGCAGGCCAGAUCUCUGCUCCUUGAGUACAGGGACAACUCUCCCUCCCUCCUCGGCCCGAGUGUGGCUGUAUUUAAUGUUUUUUUAAUGCGACAUUAAAAGAUUAUUCAUGUCUUGCUCAGCCUUUCAGAAAAGUUUCUGAUUCUUGUAUUUGCUUGUUUUAUAUAAAAUUAUCCAAUGUUCUUUGUAUGUUUUUUUCUGUACGUAAUGGGGGGAGGGAAGGGAAAUUUACAUAUAAACAGUCCUAGUUCUACAAUUUGUUAUUUUUUUAAUUAUUAUUUUUUAUCGUCAUUGUGAAGCUGUCCAGGGGCUCUAAAGUCCUUGUUCCUUUGUGGUGAAAGAACCUCCUAAUAGUUUGAGAAAUUGCCAAGAAGAAGAAAAGCGAAACCCAAGUAGCAGAGCAUGGAUUCUGUGUUGUUUUCCAUUCUGUCUCUUACCACCUCAUUCAAUAAAUAGUUACAAACGUGGCAACA
Molecule: messenger RNA, 5418 nt
Organism: Phyllostomus discolor (pale spear-nosed bat)
Lineage: Eukaryota; Metazoa; Chordata; Mammalia; Chiroptera; Phyllostomidae
Gene: NRF1
Product: nuclear respiratory factor 1
Exons: 11
Coding region: 2078-3589 (503 amino acids)
Biological process (GO): regulation of transcription by RNA polymerase II
Cellular component (GO): nucleus
Molecular function (GO): RNA polymerase II cis-regulatory region sequence-specific DNA binding; DNA-binding transcription factor activity, RNA polymerase II-specific
Source: RefSeq, a predicted model, not a curated record